UGGAGCGAGCAGAUUGAGGCCGCCACUGCAGCGCCGCCAGCAUGAACUUGGCCGCGAGCUGAAGCGACGGGCGGCGGGCGGGCGCGGGGGUACCGGCCGCUAGCCAGGGGGUGAUCUUCAAUCCGCCUGGGCCAUUCGGCGGGCGCCUGGGUAGGCUGCCCGUGCCGGCGGCCGCCCGCCCCUCUGGCUCUGCCCUGGCUGCUGCUGGAGCUCCGCAACACGCUCUGUGUCUAGGCCAUUUGGAAAACGCCUCGGAGAGUCAAGAAUAAAAUUGCAGAUCAAACAAUGGAUGACUGGAAAAGUCGGCUUGUAAUCGAGAGCAUGCUUCCCCAUUUCAACAUGGUGGGAAAUCGUCAGGAGACCAGAAAGCUCCAGGAAUCGGGAACCAGUAAGAGAAGACAGGAAGGAGAGAACUUCCACUUCACAGGCAUGGCUGAUGGAGGCUAUCCUAAUAAAAUCAAGAGACCUUGCCUUGAAGAUGUCACCCUGUCUAUGGGCCCAGGUGCCCACCCUACUUCUCUCUCUACAGAGAUGCAGAUGCCCACAUUAAACAUGAAUCCCACUUCUGCAGAUCUGGGAGUGGCUGGCCAAUCAUUACUCCUUGAGAACAACCCUCUGGACAGUAAUGUUGUGAAUAGCAGUGCUAUGGGCUCACCAUUUGGGGUGCCAUCAACUGCAGACACGGGGCUGAAAGGACAUGCUGUUCCUUACUAUGAGAAAAACAACAGUAUGCCAGCUGUAGACCAAGAGCUUCAAGAUCUCCUGGAGGAACUAACCAAAAUUCAAGAACCUUCUUCAAAUGAUCUUGACCUUGAGAAGAUUCUGGGGAGCAAGCCAGAAGAACCUCUGGUUUUACAUAACCCCCAGGCCCCUCUUGGUCCCCCUGCCAAGCUUCCAGUUCAGAUGCCACAUAUGGAAAACCUUGGAUCUGGCAAGGAGUUUGCAUCUAGCUGCAGUCAAAUUGCUGGCACAUCACUACCAAUCAUGCCCUCCUCCACAGGGAUCAGCUACUCCAUUCCUUCCACCAGUAAGCAGAUAGUCUCAUCCACUUCUUCAACAUCACAGGCUCAGGUCAAAAACCAGGUCCAGAACAUGCUCCCUGUCACUAUGCCUCCAUUAUCUGUGCCUCAGUGGCAUCAUGCCCACCAGCUGAAAGCACUGGCAGCCAGCAAGCAGGGAUCUGUUACAAAACAAAGUUCCAACCGCAAUUGGUCCAGUUUGCCUCCUCCGGGUCUUUCCCCACCUUACCUCCCAGUGCCAUCUCCUCACCCACCACCACCACAACCACCACCACCACCAUUCAGCCCACAGAACUUAACAGCAUCCUGCAUGUCAUCCAGUAGCUUGUCUGGCAGUGCUGUGCAAAACUCGCCCAAUGCCUUACUCUCCAGCAUGGCCCCCAGCAGCAAUGCUGCCCUUGGGCCCACCUUGCCCUAUGUUCCAGCAAAGCUCCCGGGACUGCCUCUCAAUCAGCAACCACAAUUCAGCCCCCAGAGCUCCAUUCUUGCUAAUCUGGUGUCCUCUAGUGUCAAAAGCCCUCAAGGACACCUGAUAUCUGCUCUGCCUACCAGCACCCCAGGGCCAUCCCCACCCUACCGCCCUGAGAAUCUCUCCAGCCCUGGCUUGCCACAGCAGUCCUUCACUCCACAAUACUCUCUUAUCAGGAGCCUCACUCCCACCAGCAAUCUGCUAAGCCAGCAGCAGCAACAGCAACAGCAGCAGCAACAACAGCAACAGCAACAGCCACAGCAACAGCAGCAGCAGCAGCAGCAGCAACAGCAGCAGCAACAACAGCAGCAGCAGCAGCAGCAGCAGCAGGCGGCAAAUUCCAUCUUUAAGCCUAUGACUGGCAGCCAGCAACCUAAAACCUUGAGUAUGAUCAUGCAGCAGGGCCUAACAAGUUCCAGUCCAGAAGCACCUGAGCCCUUUACCUUCAGCAACACCAAGCCCUUGUCACAUUUUGUUUCUGAGCCAAGCCCCCAGAAGAUGGCCUCCAUGUCUACCCACUCCAGGCAGUCAUCUUUGCUCCACUACCUGCCUCAGGUAACACCAGCACAUGCUCCUUCUGCCACUGCCUCCUCCACUGCCACUGCCACUUUGCAACUUCAGCAUCAUCAUCAACAGCAUCAUCAUCAACAGCAUCUUCAUCAACAGCAUCAUCAUCAACAACAGCAUCAUCAACAGCAGCAGCAUCAACAGCAGCAGCAGCAACAGCAGCAGCAGCAGCAACAGCAGCAGCAGCAGCAGCAGCAACCUGACCAGUCUUCAUUCCUUCUGCAGCAGAUAAUGCAGCAACCCCAGCGCUUUCAGCGCAUGAUGGCUUCUGAUUCUAUGCCUGCUCUGCCUGGACAGGGCUGUUGCCAUCGCUGUGCGUGGACUUCUACGGCUCUCUGGCUGGAGCACCAGCAUCAGCAGUGGAACUCUCUCACUAGCACUCAUGGACAUGUGCCACCAUCUAACCUUACUCAUGUAGACAAAGCCUGCAAGCUUGGGGAAGCCAGGCCUUCCCAUGUCAGCCUCGGGCGACAGCCCUCAUCCCGCCAGGCCCUGGGGAGUGAGUCCUUCCUGCCAGGCAGCUCCUUUGCUCCUGAGCUUGCCCGAGUCACCUCCACCUCCUCGUACAACACCUCAGAGGCAGCCCCCUGGGGCGGCUGGGAUCCGAAGGCCUGGAGGCAGGUGCCUGCUCCACUACUGCCUAGCUGCGAUGCUGCAGCCAGAGAAGCAGAGAUCCGGUCCUAUGGCAAUGACCCCUAAACAGCAGAAUGCGUGUAACGCCCAGCAGAUGACUCAAUUUCAAGCAGUACAAGAACAAGUCAUCUCCAAGUGUAACCAAACCAAGAAGAGACCCCUAUCCAUCCAGCAAAAGAUGCCACCCAAAACUGAGCUCC
Molecule: messenger RNA, 2888 nt
Organism: Mus pahari (shrew mouse)
Lineage: Eukaryota; Metazoa; Chordata; Mammalia; Rodentia; Muridae
Gene: Mamld1
Product: mastermind like domain containing 1
Exons: 7
Coding region: 286-2754 (822 amino acids)
Biological process (GO): regulation of transcription by RNA polymerase II
Cellular component (GO): nuclear body
Source: RefSeq, a predicted model, not a curated record